Schistocerca americana (American grasshopper) is the source of this 888-nucleotide messenger RNA. Its product is annotated as cuticle protein 16.5-like. Lineage: Eukaryota; Metazoa; Arthropoda; Insecta; Orthoptera; Acrididae. The transcript is spliced from 5 exons. The coding region runs from base 1 to 888 and encodes 295 amino acids. The record is from RefSeq and is a predicted model, not a curated record.
AUGUUCAAGCUUGUGCUGAUCGUCGUCUUGGCCGCCUGCUGCGUGAGCGCCGCCCCUAAGGCUGGCCUCGCCCCCCUGGCCUACUCCGCCCCCCUGGUGGCUGCCGCCUCUGUGACCUACGCCGCCCCCGCGCCGGCCGUCGUAACGGCGCACAGCUCGCAGUACAUCGCGCAGAACUUCAACGGACUCGCCGUGGCAGCCGCCGCCCCCAUCCUUGUUCUGGUGCUGGCUUUGGCCGCCUGCUGCGUGAGCGCCGCCCCCAAGGCCGGCCUGGCCCCCCUGGCCUACUCCGCCCCCCUGAUGGCCGCCGCCCCCGUGGCCUACGCCGCCCCCGCGCCGGCCGUCGUGACGGUGCACAGCUCGCAGUACAUUGCGCAGAAUUUCAACGGACUCGCCGUGGCCGCCGCCGCCCCCGUCCUUGCUCUGAUGCUGGCUUUGGCCGCCUGCUGCGUGAGCGCCGCCCCCAAGGCCGGCCUCGCCCCCCUGGCCUAUUCCGCCCCCCUGGUGGCCGCCGGCCCCGUGGCCUACGCCGCCCACGCGCCGGCCGUCGUGACGGCGCACAGCUCGCAGUACAUCGCCCAGAACUUCAACGGACUCGCCGUGGCCGCCGCCGCCCCCGUCAUUGCCCUGGUGCUGGCUGUGGCCGCCUGCUGCGUGAGUGCCGCCCCCAAGGCCGGCCUCGCCCCCCUCGCCUACUCCGCCCCCCUGGUGGCCACCGCCCCCGUGGCCUACGCCGCCCCCGCGCCAGCCGUCGUGACGGCGCACAGCUCGCAGUACAUCGCUCAGAACUUCAACGGACUCGCCGUGGCCGCAGCCGCCCCCGUCGUCGCAGCCGCCCCUGCCGUCGCUGCUGCGUACCACGCCGCACCUGCUGUUUAUUUCAGAUAA